AUGAACAGAGUUGCAAUUUUUUUCCUUGCACUGGUGGUUUCCGCUUGCAUUGCACAGAAAUGCAGCGUGGACAAGGAUUGCACUCCAGGGUUUAAAUGCAGUGCUGGGAGUUGCGCUGUGAAUCCUGCAUGCCCAAUGAGAAACCCGAAUGUUCCGGAAGGAUGCAAACUGGAUUUAAGCGUGGACGAGAAGAAUUGCCCGAAGCACAAAGUUGUUUGUUAA
Messenger RNA from Necator americanus (New World hookworm), 222 nucleotides. RefSeq lists its product as uncharacterized. The coding region runs from base 1 to 222 and encodes 73 amino acids. Lineage: Eukaryota; Metazoa; Nematoda; Chromadorea; Rhabditida; Ancylostomatidae. The record is from RefSeq and is a predicted model, not a curated record. The transcript is spliced from 3 exons.